AUGCGGUUUCUAAUAGGCCUUUUUCUAUUGCCAUUUGCACUGUCAGCUUCAUGUAACAAAAGAUUCUACUGGAGAGAGUCGUUCGUCUGUGUGUGCAAUGCAACUUAUUGUGAUGACAUCCCGGAGGUGGGCGAGAUUAAAGCGGAUAGUGCAGUGGCUUACUCAUCGGACAUGAAGAGAGAUCGUUUUGCAAGAAGCGAAUUGAACUUUGAAAAAACCAGCGGUAAGCGGCAGCUUUUUGUUAGUCCUUUAAAAGCACGGAAUACUGGUUGAAUAUCUGGGGGAACAUUUUCCCUUACAGCAUGGCCUAAAAAGUCUUACAAGGGAAGUCACUUAAGUCACGGAUCGAUUUUUAAAAACGACUGUUACAGCGAUGGGGAGGGUAGGACGGAGAUAUCAAAUCUGAAAACCGCUACCUCCACCGGCCUCUGGGAGCCGAGAUAAUCGACUAAAAAAGUUUGAUCAAAAAAAGUUGCCCCGAGUAGUCCUCUCUUCUAAAAGAAGGAGGGAAGAGAACCGAAUGGUCCGGUGGUCUGGAAGCGCGCUUCCGGGCCUUGACCUUUUCAGGUUCGAAUCCGCAUGGGUCAAAAAAUUUAUUAAACUUUUCCUGUAAUCCAGUAAAUUUACCGGUAAGAUAAAAUUUUUGAUUUUUUGCAUAUUUUACGAUAAAAUUUCAGAGUAAUAAUUUGAAUGUGAGUUUCAAACAAUUUGAAUUUUCAAGGUUGAAAAUUUACCGUAAAAUAGGCAUAAAACCUAAAAAUGAAUUGCUUGUAAAUUUACUGGAUCACAGCAAUUGUUUUAUAAAUUUUUCACAAGUCCGAGACCCGCGCGGAUUCGAACCUGAAAAGGUGAAGGCCCGGAAGCGCGCUUCCAGACCACCGGACCAUUCGGUUCGCUGGGUUUUCUUCUUUCGGAAGGAAGAAAUGUUCGGAGGAAUUUGGUCAAACUUCUUGGUCGAUUAUCUCGGCUCCCAGGGGCCGGUGGAGGUAGCGGUUUUCAGAUUUGAUAUCUCCGUCCUACCCUCCCCAUCACUGUAACAGCCGUUUUACAAAAUCGAUCCGUGAUUUAAGUGACUUCCCUUGUUAGGAAUUGAUAUACGACCAAGGUCCGAAGUAUGCAAGAGCAACGAAAAUUUGAGAGUCUCAGUUCGAACACUUUCCUUUUUAGGCAAAUGGGUAAAACUCACCAUUGACCCAAGUAAAAAGCGUCAAAAGAUCAUUGGCUUUGGCGGUUGCAUCAACGAUGCUGUUGUCUUCGCCAGCACAAAUAAGCUGGAACAGCAACUUCUUGAUCAAUACUACUCCAAGAAAGGCAUCGAAUACUCCGCAAGUCGGGUCCCAAUUGGGACAAAUGAUGCCUCGAUCAAAGAAUGGACCUACUUGGAUACUCCUGAAGAUUAUGAGUUGACCACUUUUUCACUGGCCAAGGAUCCAAAGGUUGAGUUGAUAAAGAAAAUUUACUACAUGAAUCCAAAUUUAAAACUGUUUGGAUCCGCCUGGAGUGUUCCUGCUUGGCUAAAAGACACUGGGAAAUUAACUGGAGUGGGCAGAAUUAUCGGGCCGUUGAAUCGCCAUCAUUACGUUGUUUAUGCCAAGUACUUGAUUAGGUGAGUAAAAGGGAAGAUUUAGUAAAUUUGCCACCGCUGGCCGCACUUUUAAAAGCAUCUUCAGAUUCGUCGAAGAGUACAAGAAACUGGGGGUCAAUUUCUGGGGACUCACAAUAAUGAAUGAGCCGGGAAACGUCACCAGAAUUUGGCCUGGGAUCUACUUGUCGCCGGAGGAACAACGGUAAGGCGUAGCCAUCCUAUAACUCCUUUUUUCAGUGAUUUCGUCAAGGAAAAACUUGGCCCAAUGAUGAAACAUCGCUGGUCCACUAAAGAUGUCAAGAUCAUUGCUCACGAUUGGGAUCGCAAUACCAUAUAUGAUUACGCCAAAAAGGUCUUUUCAUUUGUUAAUCAUCAUGCAAUACUUUAGAUUUAUGAGGAUAAAGACACGUUGAUCGACGGCCUUGGAGUUCACUGGUAUGCCAAGGGCUACUGGGAAAAUCUAGAGAAAACUCAUGCUCUACGCCCUGACAAAUUCAUCUGGGCAACUGAGGUAGUGAUUACUAUCAAUUCUAUCAUCGAAAAACCAUUUCUCAUUUUUAUCAACUGAUGUCAUCAAAUUUCAGGCAACAAUGGAAGGUCUUGGCCAUGAGCCGGGUAGUUGGUAUAACGCCGAGCUCUACGCCGAUGACAUAAUCAACAAUUUGCGGCGUUGGGUUGGUGGUUGGGUUGAAUGGAGUUUAUGGACAGACGAACAAGGAGGCCCGAGUUAUGUGGGAAAUUUCGUCGGGAACUCGAUGUUUGUAAAUCAAAGCGCCGAAGAGUUUUACAAAGAACCGCAAUUCUAUGUUAUUGGGCAUUUUAGGUGAGUUCCUUUCGUUUUACAGCUAUUUACGUAUUUCGAUGAUACGAAAUUAAAUUUUUUUUAUAUUAGGCUUGACAAUCUCCCUAACUUUUCAGCAAAUUCCUUCCACCCGAAACAACAAUUCUGGACACUCAAAUUGAAGGCUAUGUCCACUCAGACAGUCCCAUACUCGGCGUUGCUGGAGAGACUCCAGCCAAUCAAAUUGUGCUCGUUCUUUUGAAUCGGCACAACUUUAAUACCUACAAUGUGAGUAUUUCCGAUGGCCGGAGUAAUGGGAAGACCCUACAGCUCGGAAUAAAACCGCAUACUAUCAAAACGAUCCUUUGGAAUAAAAGUUCUGCUUAA
This is a messenger RNA of Bursaphelenchus xylophilus (pine wood nematode), 2753 nucleotides long. The record is from the annotation of a GenBank genome assembly. NCBI's taxonomy places the organism in Eukaryota, Metazoa, Nematoda, Chromadorea, Rhabditida, Aphelenchoididae.